Dermatophagoides pteronyssinus (European house dust mite) is the source of this 2448-nucleotide messenger RNA. RefSeq lists its product as uncharacterized. NCBI's taxonomy places the organism in Eukaryota, Metazoa, Arthropoda, Arachnida, Sarcoptiformes, Pyroglyphidae. The record is from RefSeq and is a predicted model, not a curated record. Gene Ontology annotation, biological process: regulation of cell cycle.
UUAUCUGUAUAAAAUUCAUUUUGGUUAAAGAAUCAUUGCGAAAAUUUAUAAACAAAACCAGUAACAACAAAUUUUAUAAAAAGAAAACAAAAAGAAUCAAAUGGCUGCUGCCAUAAAACGUCAACAGUCGCGAAGACGUCUUGCUGCAAUAACAUUUUUAUCAAAUAUUUCAUUAGAUGGUUCACAUCGUGAUACUAAUCUUGGUGUCAUAUUCAAUUUAAAUCUAAAUCAUCAUCAAUAUUCAUCAAAUAACAACACAAAUGUACAACAACAACAUCAACGAUCCAGUAAUUUUUGCAACGAUGUUGACCAUAAAAGCUGUGUUGAUAACACAAUAUUUGAGGCAACAUCCAAUACAAUGGAUGUUGCUGAAAAAGAGAAUAUCGACUGGAAUGUACAAUCAUCAUCAUCGAUAAUUGAUUCAUCGGCUACAAAGAUGAUGAUCAUUGAUGCUAGUAGUUGUCGAUCAAAUACGGAUGACGAUCAUCAUCAUCAUCAUAAUUUGUAUAAAAAUAAUAACCGUUCAUUAAGUAUUGAUGAAACCGAUUCGAUUCGUAAUUUUGGUAAUCAAAAGUAUUCAUAUUCAAUAAAUUCCGUUGCAUCUUCAUUUUCAUCGGAUAAUUCAUCGCCCGGAAUCAAUUCAAUUCAUAAUAUUAUUAAUAAUCAAUUAAAUAAUCUUCAUCAACAUCAACAACAACAACAACAUUAUGUCGAACCACAUUCAGCUGAUGUAGUUUUACCAUGUUCUUCGAAUAAGAUUAAUGGAAAUGAACAGAUUUGUUUUGGUUGUACACGAUGUACAACCAAAACAACAUCGACAACAGCUAACAAUCGAAUUCAUUGUUCAACAAUAUUAUCUCGUUCGAUUGAGGAAAAUGCACAAACACAACGUCGUUUUUGUUCAAUUAAUAAACCGACAGAAUUGAGUACAACAAGUAGUGGAAGCACAAAAAGUAGUCUAAAUGAUUCAUCAGAGAAUGAGAAUAAUGAAAUGAAUAAUAAUAAUUCAAUUGGUGGAAAACAGAUGAAAACUGUUAAUUAUGGUAGCAUGGAAAAUCUAGGUAUGAAAUUUACUGGCAAUCUAAAUCGUAUACGAACGACAUCAUUUGGUUCACAUAAAUCAAUAAGUUCCACAUCACAGCGUCUCUGUAAUCGACCAUAUCAUGAUGUAUCAUGUUGUGUAAAUAAAAAGAAUCCACAAGAAACUAUGGGUCGAAACUAUGUGUUUAUUACAGCAAAAACACGUCAACCAGUUUCGGUAUUUUCAUCCAUACCGGUCAAUCAUAAACGUAAUUAUCAUCAUCAAUAUCAUUCAUCGCGUUCGGAUUCUAUGUCCACUACAAAAGAACAUCAUAAUAGUUUUAAUUCAAGUAAUAAACGUAGUACAAGAUAUAUUUCUGGUAGUCGUCAAUUAUCAACAAUUACUGAUGGUGACUCGUCGAAUUUAUUGAUGGGCGUCAUUGAUGAACAAUUAGGAUUAGAUACAAUUGAAGAAGAAAUUUCAUUCAGUCCAUUACUACGAACGAACAAUAAAAAAUUAAAACCAAAUAACAUAUCCGAAGCAAUUGUCUACAAUAAUUCGAUCGUAAUGAAUCGUUGUUUAUCAUCAUCAUCAUCAACAACAACAACAACAUCAUUAAGAAAUAAUCACCAUCUUUCCGAUUCAUUUGUUGUUACGACCAAUGAAAUUACAAGUCCAGUGAUAUUGGGAACAAUUCCAAUUAAUAAUAAUUGCAUCAGUAAUGAUAAUGAUCAGGGAACAAGCUUGCCAAUUACAACGGAAUUUCCUUUGAAAAUUGAUUAUUCAACCGUAAAUUGGCCUUAUUUUGCAACGGCUUCACCACAAUGUUUGAAAGAAUUAGUUUAUCAUCCUAAUUUGUUGGAUGAUCCGGAAUUGAUUGCUGGAAAACAUUCCACAUUGUUAGCAUUUCCAUCAUUUGUGACUUCAAUCAUUGAUUAUGUGAAACCACAAGAUCUGAAAAAAGAAUUGAAUGAUAAAUUUCGUGAACGAUUUCCACAUAUACAAUUAACAUUAAGCAAAUUAAGAUCGAUUAAAAAAGAAAUGUGUAAAAUUGCCAGAAAUGAGUGUGGAUUGGAUUUUUUGACUAUCGCUCAAGCAUAUGUCUAUUUUGAAAAAUUAAUCCUUAAAUUGUUGAUAACAAAACAGAAUCGUAAAUUAUGUGCCGGAGCAUGUUUAGUUUUGUCGGCCAAAUUGAAUGAUGUGAAAGGAAACGAUUUAAAACUUUUGAUCGAGAAAAUUGAAUCAGGCUUUCGAUUGAAUCGUAAAGAAUUACUGAAUACUGAAUUUGGUGUUUUGGUUGCAUUGGAAUUCAGUUUACUAUUGCCAACAUGGCAAAUUCAACCACAUUAUCAACGAUUAAUGUAUGAAUCUUAAUAGGAAAAAAAUGGGUGAUAAAUCAAUCAUCAACUUUGACGAAUAAAAAUAAA